Xylaria bambusicola is the source of this 873-nucleotide messenger RNA. RefSeq names its product S-adenosyl-L-methionine-dependent methyltransferase. The record is from RefSeq and is a predicted model, not a curated record. NCBI's taxonomy places the organism in Eukaryota, Fungi, Ascomycota, Sordariomycetes, Xylariales, Xylariaceae. The transcript is spliced from 2 exons. Bases 1 to 873 code for a protein of 290 amino acids. Gene Ontology annotation, molecular function: S-adenosylmethionine-dependent methyltransferase activity.
AUGGCGUCCACAAGCACGAAAGUAGAUACCGAGAACUCGGUAUUCUCUCGCGGUGCUCUAUAUGAGAAAAUGGUGGGAGAAACAAGUACGCGCCUCUCAGCCGCCGCUCUAUCGUACCUUCCACUCUCAACUUACACGUCAGCCACCCGGAUCCUUGACUCUGCCUGCGGGCCCGGGAUUGUAACCAAGCUUCUUUUAUCACCAUUACCCGAGUAUAUCGCCGUGAAAGGUCUGCCAGUCAAUCCUCCGCCACAGGUGACGGCGAUAGAUCUCUCGGAACCAAUGAUCGAACAAUAUAAGAUCAAUGCGGCCGCCCUAGGCUGGACUACCUCUGAAGCUUAUGUGCAAGACUCACAGGACCUCUCCCGUUUCCCUGACGCCUCGUUUGACGCAGUGGUGAUGGGCCUUGGUAUUUUCAUGCUCUCUGAUGCAGUGGCUGGUGUACGGGAGAUGUGUCGCGUGCUGAAACCCAACGGCCACAUAGUUUUAACGACGUGGAAGACGCGUCGGCCCCAGGAAAUCAUGAGCCGGACUGCAGAGACUAUCCGACCGGGUGUUGGCGCGGGGAAAGCAAUGGAUGUCGACCCGAAGUGGUCAACAAGUGAGCAUUUAGUCAAUGUCGUUAAGGCGGGCGGUUUCAAGGCCGAUAGCCUGAGGGUCCAUGAAGCGGCACCGAACUGGAGCCACGAAUCUCUUACAGACUUACUCGACGCCGCAAGCUCACCACUAUGGACGGCUCAGUUCUGUAAGGGGUGGAGCCAAGAUGAGAUGAGUAGGUGGAAGGAAGAGCUAGCGAAGCAGCUUACCGCGCGCGAACGAGAUACAUGCACGUUGGAGAUGACUGCCCAUGUCUGCAUUGCUCAAAAAGAAUAA